This is a messenger RNA of Oryzias latipes (Japanese medaka), 1639 nucleotides long. RefSeq names its product leucine rich repeat containing 61 (gene lrrc61). Gene Ontology annotation, biological process: outer dynein arm assembly. Gene Ontology annotation, cellular component: cytoplasm. Gene Ontology annotation, molecular function: protein binding. The record is from RefSeq and is a predicted model, not a curated record. Lineage: Eukaryota; Metazoa; Chordata; Actinopteri; Beloniformes; Adrianichthyidae.
GUUAUGUCUACACAGACAUAACUUUAGAUUACUUUUUAUUUAAUGAAUAACCUGUUGCAUCUUAAAGCAAUAUCUAACAACGGGGGAAAACAGUUUUCCCGUGAACAUUUAUCCUCUUUCGAAAUUUGGCCAGUGUUUGUUUGCUUGGCUCCCCGCCGGACUGCACACAGACUGAUGUCCGUCCGUCCGUGUUUCCCACCUGCACAGCAGCAGGGAGCGCGUGUCCGCCCUAAAAUAGAUUACAAUUUCACGCUUCAUGGACGCAGACCUGUCCCACUUUGCGCUGCUUAAGUUGUCGCCUGCAGUUGCAUUUGGUCGCUUUGCAAUUAGCAAAGCUGACGAAGAUGGACUCAAAGCGAGAAAAAGACCAACAAGAUGCAGACUGUGAGAAGAUAACUGCAGUGCUGCUGAAGUCGCGCACUGGGGAAUUUGAUCUGCAGUCCAUCCUGUUCCUCAAGCUGAGGGGUCUUGGUAUUUGUGAUCUUGGAUGCAUUGGAGAAUGUGUUAAUUUGGAGAGAUUAGACCUAUCUGGAAAUAAUAUCACAAAUUUAGCUUCUCUGGCAUCUUUACGGCUUCUCUCUGUCCUCAAUAUUUCUGCAAACAGGAUUACUAAUUUAGAACCUUUACACAAUUGUGAAAAUUUACAAAACUUAAACGUUGCUGGCAACUAUAUAUCCAGUGUCGAGAACUUGCACUGCCUUGUGUCUUUGAGAAAGCUGGAAAGCUUUCGUCUUAAAGACAACACGUACAAUUACACAAACCCAGUCUGCAGAAACUCCUCAUAUAGAACUGUUGUGCUCGAGAUGUUCCCCAACAUCAAAGUGUUAGAUGGAGAACGAGUUGUGGGACGAGGGAGUGAGUUGUAUCAGUUAUGCAAGGAUAUCGAUGAUACCAUCAAAGCUGGUUCAUACAAAAAUGGACAGCUUGUCGAGCAUCCUAGUUGUAAGCCAUGGGUAGAAGAUACAUAUUGGGAUAUAAAGAGAUCCAACAAUGCCAUUAUUGAAGAAGCCUACAAACAGUUCAAUGAUGUUCUUCACGAGUGCAGACUCCUAAACAACAGAGCUUCUCAUGUAAUUUCACAAACUGAAAGAUCCAUGAGCCUAAAGAAGCAGUCAAAGCAAUACGCCAUCUGAUUCGGGCUUCUUCAAGCACGUCUCUUCCUAUAAUGUAACAGGAAUGAUGUACUGUAGCUUUUCCAAACAGUAAUUUUUUGUCUAAAUGCUUGACGGUUAAAUCUGCUGGACGCAUUUGCUCUGCAUUGCAGCGUAUGGCAUUUGCUGUAGUUGUAUGCAUCCUAUGCAUUAGUGGUAAGAAGAAAUAUCGCAAGACAUAAAAGCUUUGCCCAUGCUGAUACCCUUCAGUUUGGUUCCAAGAUGUCUUAACAUGCACAGUGUGCAUUUUGUAUGAUGCUGUAAGCUCUGCUACUUUAAGAAUUUCUAGAAAUAUUUAGCUAUUAAGACCUUUUUUUCCAUUUAGCAUUGCUGUUGUUUUUGGAAAAUGAAUCUGCCUCUUGCCCUGGUGAUGCAUUUUUGCAGAUGUGAUUGAAUGGUUGUUUUUGCUAUUUCUACUUGUUUUAUACCAUGCGAUUUAUCAUGUGUACAACCUGCUUAUAGAAAAUAUAGCAUUUAUAAACCAAAAA